This is a messenger RNA of Gavia stellata (red-throated loon), 1418 nucleotides long. Its product is annotated as E3 ubiquitin-protein ligase TRIM11. NCBI's taxonomy places the organism in Eukaryota, Metazoa, Chordata, Aves, Gaviiformes, Gaviidae. The record is from RefSeq and is a predicted model, not a curated record. The transcript is spliced from 6 exons. The coding region runs from base 1 to 1383 and encodes 460 amino acids. Gene Ontology annotation, molecular function: protein binding.
AUGGCGGCAGCCGAGGGGCUCUGGGAGGAGGCGAUUUGCUCCAUUUGCCUGGAUUUCUUCUGCGCUCCGGUGAUGCUGGACUGCGGGCACAACUUCUGCCGAGCCUGCAUCUCCCUGUGCUGGGCCCGGGCCCCCGUCCCCUCCUGCCCCCAGUGCCGGCAGACCUUCCCCAGCAGCGGCCUCCGGCCCAACCGGCUUCUGGGCAACAUCGCGGAGCGGCUGAAGCGGCUGGGCCAGCCUGGGGGGGACGAGGACCAAAUACAGUCGCAGCUGGAGAGCCUCAGGAGAGAGAAAGGAGAACUGGAGGAACGGGAAAGGAAGGAGCGAUGGAUCUGCCAGGACUGUCUGCCAUGGAUGCUUUUAAUUGCUGCCUGUCCCUUUCUGUGGUCCUGCUCUCCCUUGAGAGGAUUGUUUUUGCCUGUAAAGGAAAAAGUGAAGGCGGAGAAGCAGAAGAUUGCACCUGAAUUUAAGCAGCUGCGACAGUACCUGGAGGAACAAGAGUGCCUGCUGCUGGCUCGGCUGGGAGAGCUGGAGGAGCAGAUUAAAACAAGAUUGAAAGAAAAUGCUGCUAAAUUCUCUGAGAAGAUUAUUUAUCUGGAUGGCCUGAUCAAGGAGAAGGAGUGUCAGCUGCCAGGACACAAGUCCCUGCAGGUGAGGUCUGCUGGAAUAUCAGUGCUGUCUUGGUGUGAGGGGGCAAAACUCCAGCGCAAGGAGCGGAUGAGCCACGAGCUGAAAGAGGAGCCCGGCGUCUGCUCAGAAAAAGCUCCCGCGCUAGAGGAGACAGCAAGAAAACCCCAAGAUGCUUUGACAACUGACACAGGGGAGGGAGUGGAGGAAUCACAGGGACCGUACAGAAAAGUGAACGUGACUCUGGAUCCAGACACAGCUCAGUCCCGGCUCGUCUUGUUGGAAGAUCAGAGAAGUGUGAUGCAGGGAGCCACACAGCAGAGCCAGCUUGACAACCCAGAGCGCUUUGACCCGUGGCCUUGUGUGCUGGGCUGCGAGGGAUUUGACUCAGGGCGAUCAUGCUGGGAGGUGGAGGUGGGCUAUGGGUCGUGCUGGGCUGUGGGGGUGGCCCUGGAGUCUGUGAAGAGGAAGGGACCGAUUGACAUGAGCCCCGUGGGGGGGAUCUGGGCGGUGGGACGGUAUAAGGAGAGGUUCCAGGCUCUCACUUCCCCUUCUCCCACCCCUCUUCUCCCCAGCACGGUCCCCCGGAGGGUGCGAGUCUGUCUGGACCAUGCAGGGGGGCAGGUGAUGUUUGUCAACGUGGAGAGCGAGGCUGUGAUUUUCACUUUCCCACGAGCCAUGUUUGCGGGGGAGCGAAUCCAUCCCUGGUUCUGGGUGGGUAAGGGGUCCCAGCUCAAACUGCAUCCUCAGACCUGAGGAGGUGUGUCCCUCCAAGGAGGCUCUGCUGUGGC